Molecule: messenger RNA, 3624 nt
Organism: Cyclopterus lumpus (lumpfish)
Lineage: Eukaryota; Metazoa; Chordata; Actinopteri; Perciformes; Cyclopteridae
Product: glutathione-specific gamma-glutamylcyclotransferase 1-like
Exons: 3
Coding region: 194-820 (208 amino acids)
Biological process (GO): glutathione catabolic process
Cellular component (GO): cytoplasm
Molecular function (GO): gamma-glutamylcyclotransferase activity; glutathione specific gamma-glutamylcyclotransferase activity
Source: RefSeq, a predicted model, not a curated record
UUGUGUCCAAACGGUGUUUCUGAUAAUAGCUUAAUAACAGACUCGACGCUUUCUAUAUAACUGCACCAAGAUUAGGAUUUAGGAAGUCUUUAUAAUAGCAACUCUCAGAUGUCUUGGAAUGUAUAGGACGAUAUAAACAAGAGAGGAAAUAGAGGAGAGCAGCUACUUGUGGACAGAAGUGUCUCGUUUUUCAAUGAAACCUCAGGACAAUAUUAAGGAAAAGGGCAACCUGUGGAUAUUUGGAUAUGGCUCCUUAAUCUGGAAACCUGAUUUUGCAUACAAGAUGAGCAAAGUUGGCUUUAUCAAAGGAUACAAGAGGCGCUUCUGGCAAGGAGAUACAUAUUAUCGAGGGGACAAGGAAAAACCAGCUAGAGUGGCCACACUAGUAGAGGAUCAGGAGUCUUGCACAUGGGGAGUGGCCUACGAGGUGACGGACUCCCAGAUUGAUGACUCCCUUCAAUACCUAAACAUGAGGGAAGUUGUGUUGGGGGGUUACAUCACAGAGACGGUGGAGUUCAUCCCUAAGGAGAAGGACCAGGGGGCUCUGUUGGCCCUCGUCUACAUUGCUACUUCUGACAACGCCAUCUUCCUCGGUCCGGCCUCAGACAAGGAGAUUGCCGCCCAGAUUGCCACCUGUAGAGGGAAUACGGGCCACAAUAUUGAAUACCUGGUUCGUCUGGCAGAGUUCAUGAGGCGGUACUGUCCAGAGGUAGAGGACGAGCAUCUCUUUUCUAUUGAAGCGGCAGUUCGGAACAUUUUCCAUGACUGUGGAGGGAUCGAACCCCCUGACCAAAAGUCUGUUCUGCCGGGCACUACAUAAGCAGCAUAAGGCACUCCUUAGUACUUCUUCAAACAAUUGUUCAUCUUUUAAUUACUGGGUGAAAGGGAAAUUAGUUUUUUAUGAUUUGCUUUAAAGGAAAAUUAAGCAGUGGUGACAUUUUCUGUGGCUUAGCUUUUAGGUUGUAACAAAGCCUCACAGAGUUAUGACCUUUUGAGCUUCUGACUUUAAGUUUUUCAAUGGUUGAAGACAGAACAUUUGUACUGUGUACAUUCAUACAUUCUAAUGAUAACACUGAAAUCGGCAUGAAGCGAAUGGUGUUUAGUUUUCCGUGGCUCAAAUCUCAUAUGUAUUCACGUUUACCGUCAAAUGCACUUCCUCAUGCUCCCUCUUCGUGUGACUGAGGAAUGUACAGCUUGAGGUUCUCAGAGGAAAUGCUGACUGUUCCUCAGAGACUGCACAAACCUACUAGCGUUUCAAUAUAUUUUACACUGCAUUGUACUCAUGCAUUUACUCUGAAACAUGUUUACUUUGGAUGUUUUCUAGACACAUCGCGGGUGCUUGGUUAUACAAACGUUUUUCUUUUAUGAUACCAGGAUUGCCAUCCAGGCACAGUGAUGGCUCCGUCUUUUAAAAACUCCUGUUGUGGGAGUAGGGUUUCUUUCUCUGUCUGGACUUUGAUCACGUUACAAUAACAUGUGCACAUGCCAGACUUUAAAAAUAAUUGUUCCAACCAUGGAUAAACUUGCCCACAUUUUAAGCAGCACAGAUACUGUAUGUAUCUCUGUGGCACCCUGUUCUACUUUCCUGGAAAUCACCCCAGAAGUAGGUCAAAGGUUUGAUCUGUGUGAGAGAGAGAGAGAGAGAGAGAGAGAGAGUGAGAGAGAGAGAGCACAGGGACAUCAAGAUCAACAGGAGCUCUCGUGUACAGAACAUGUCCUGAUGAAAGACAUGGACAAGUCAAGUCUCCUGAGAUGGACAUGUUACUAUCCUGUCAUUGCCUAUCUAGAGCUGUAUCCAGUGGUUGUCCUUUUUUAUGAAACAAGGGUACCACUGAUAUAUGAAAUAGACAUUUAUGGCUCCUGCUGUUGCUAAACCACCACUGAAUAUAUGUUCUUAGUGCCGUCUGACACAGAGUGUUUUGUUUUCAAUCAAACUAAUCAAAUCCAGAAUGACAGCGAUGAGUCAACACACAUGUUUGUCUGUGGAUUCCGAUAACAUAACAUGGUAUGAUGUGGUACAUGUGCAAACAUGCACCGCAAACCACCAACAAAGAUAUCUGACUCAGUGCAUCUGGUGUACGCUUUGUCUGCCGGUCCAAACUCUACAUUGUAUUUUUUCUGAGUCGCCAGUAAAGCUAUUCACUAAGUAGAUACAUGAACAGAUAAUGUAUUAAUAGAUUUGUUAUACAAAUCUGUUUCUGAUUUAACAAGACUGUUAGCACGAGGUUCAAUUCAUUUAUUUUGAUAAUUUUCAUCCCUUCCCUAUAUGGCAAUGCCAAUCCUCUCCACCCAGACAUAUUGGUACAAAGUCACAGCAAUUACAGUCUGAGUCAAAACUCCAAUGAGUCAUCGUCAGCAGUUCCAACUGUACGGAAAACAUUGCCACUCCUUAAGGGUUGUUUUAAAUGUGGUUAAGUAGACUGAAACAAACAUUUAUUUUUCUACUUGCAAUGAAAGUUCAAUAAUGUUGCAUUAGAGCAUUUUGAUUUACAGCUCAGUCGGACACUUCUCAUUUGGAGUUAUAACAAUAACGAUAAGUUAAUCAAUAAAGGCCCUUACAACACUGUUAGGGCUCUUUGGAGACGUGCAGAGGGAAUUUGAAACCCUGGAGUCAGAGGAUGCUCUUUCACAAAGAGCAAAACAUUUCCACACCACUAUUAUUUGUGCAUUAGCAUUGAAUAUACUAUGAAACAACAUCAAAUUACAUUAUACUCUGCAUCAAAUAGCAGUGUACAAUACAUAUACAUGGAUGCACUGUGCAUCAAUACCAUUACCCUUCCUGAGGUCACUUGCUCUCCAGGAAAAGAUGUCAUCCAUUAUCCUCUGAACAAAAACGCACACUGAUAAUGAGGAACACACACAAUAACCGCAAAGUGGAGGUUGAGGUCACGUCCUGAGGAAGCGCUUUUAGCCUAUUACGACCCCAAAUAGUGGUCACACAUCCCCAAAAAACAUUUUUUCUACUGAUGCUUUUCGGAGCUCCCACCUGCAUGCUAAUGUGUAUCUAGCCUGAACCCUGACCCCUGACCUCGGCUUGGUCAGUGCAGGGCUGAAGGUCACCCUGGAAGUGUGUUAAAGAGAAAGUGAUUGGGCCACUAAUGGAGUCCAUCCGCUUUAGAGCCCUAGCCCUCUUAUAUUGGGAGGUCAACUCUGUCUGCUGAGUGUCACCUCACCCCUCGCUGGGUUCCUGCCAGUGGACGUGACGUGCUGCAGUCAUGGAGGCCACUUCAUCACAAGAGGAAGACAGUCCAUUAAAAAGGCACAAACAAUGGCUAAUGAUUUGGCAGUAAACCACAUGCUUUCUCUGAACCCUCUAUCAAUCAACAGAAUAGAAACAGAAACUAAUGUUCCUCCAUACAUUAUAUUUUUUACUUUAAAGGGUCACUUUGGUAUUUUUUUAACCUGAACCCUAUUUCUCAUGUUUUUGUGUCUCAGUGUUGCCAUACAGACUUUAAUAGUAGACAAGCACGUUUAAUCAACAUCGGUUGACGAUGAGGAGUUACCCUUUGUGCGUUCUGACUGCUUAGAUCAAAAGACUGAAUCUGGCUUGUGGUUUGGACAUGAGCUGCUACACAUCUUGUUUGACAAAGAAUACAAUUUAGUCUCAUCCAUCAUUUCGCUAUA